AUGUCAGCACACGGAGGUAGCGGCGGCCAAUUUGAGCCUGUCAAAGAAAAGCAAGCCCAGCCUCUCCCCGGAUCAGAGAGAGCUAUGAAGCCGACAAGCGAAUCGACUGCUCUCGAGGGCAGUGAGGGCUUUGUCGAAUAUGUCGGGUCUGGAAAGCUGAAGGACAAGAAAGUUCUCAUUACCGGCGGAGAGUACAGCAGUGGCUAUCAUAUUUGGUCGCGAAGGUUCGCGUAUUUUGUUACGGCGAACAUCCUGCAGAUGUUCGCCGUAACAAAAUUCGCGCUUCCGCAUAUGAAAAAGGGAUCCGCCAUCAUUAACACCACUUCGACUGUCGCAUUCCGCGGAACCCCAGACAUGGUCGAUUACGCCGCCACGAAAGGUGCUAUUGUCUCAUUCACAAAAGCGCUCGCAAAGCACCUCAUGCCCAAAGGCAUUAGGGUUAAUGCUGUAGCACCUGGACCUGUACAUACACCGUUGCAGCCCGCAUCACGGCCUGCGGAGCAGAUGGAAGGCUUUGGUAAGAAGUCUGGUAUUGGCAGGCCAGGGUAG
Messenger RNA from Pseudogymnoascus verrucosus, 549 nucleotides. RefSeq lists its product as uncharacterized. The record is from RefSeq and is a predicted model, not a curated record. Gene Ontology annotation, molecular function: oxidoreductase activity. Lineage: Eukaryota; Fungi; Ascomycota; Leotiomycetes; Thelebolales; Thelebolaceae. The transcript has 4 exons. Bases 1 to 549 code for a protein of 182 amino acids.